Molecule: messenger RNA, 3711 nt
Organism: Rhinopithecus roxellana (golden snub-nosed monkey)
Lineage: Eukaryota; Metazoa; Chordata; Mammalia; Primates; Cercopithecidae
Gene: NRXN1
Product: neurexin 1
Exons: 3
Coding region: 198-626 (142 amino acids)
Source: RefSeq, a predicted model, not a curated record
GUGUCUUUUCUCGCCCAUCUGUGUGCAGGGCACUGAUAGGCCGGGCUGAUGCGCAGGCAAUUUAUCAUCUUGAUCUCCCACUGAGUCAGGGAGCUCUCCUGUCACCAGUAUUGAUUUCAGAGGAUGGACUAAAUUUCCUAGGAUUUCCAUUAAGAAUUAAGAAAAAAGCUCUAAGCACGCAGGGUAGCCAGACAGACAUGGAUAUGAGAUGGCACUGUGAAAACUCGCAGACCACAGAUGACAUCCUUGUGGCCUCAGCAGAGUGUCCCAGCGAUGAUGAGGACAUUGACCCCUGUGAGCCGAGCUCAGGUGGGUUAGCCAACCCAACCCGAGCAGGCGGCAGAGAGCCGUACCCAGGCUCAGCAGAAGUGAUCCGGGAGUCCAGCAGCACCACGGGUAUGGUCGUUGGGAUAGUAGCUGCCGCCGCCCUGUGCAUUCUUAUCCUCCUCUAUGCCAUGUACAAGUACAGAAACCGGGAUGAAGGCUCAUACCAUGUGGACGAGAGUCGAAACUACAUCAGUAACUCAGCACAGUCCAAUGGGGCUGUCGUAAAGGAGAAACAACCCAGCAGUGCGAAAAGCGCCAACAAAAAUAAGAAAAACAAGGAUAAAGAGUAUUAUGUCUGAUCCCAAGAUCUUAAAUGGACACUUGUAUAGAAAUAGUCUUCAUUUUAUCUGAGACAUAAUAUAAACUUACUUACUUUCCUUUUUAUGAAGCACAUACAAAAGAAGACAGGGAAUGCAAUCAGGAAGGAAAGACUUUUUAAAAAAUAAAAACAAGUAUCUCAUGCUCUUGUUUCUCAAAAAAGAAAAACAAAAAACAAAAAACAGGGGCCAAUAAAUUCCCUAACAUCCACAGUGUUUUCAUUUACUCUGCUUGUCUUUAUGUUGCUGGAACAUUUCUAAAAGACAGUGAUGACCGCACGCAUUCAUAAAGCAAAGGAGUAUUACAGCAUCAAGGCACAACACAAAAACCAACACAAAACAUAACACAAAAAAGAAGCUACCUAUGAUCCUGGAUUUAGCCAAAGUGCUAGCGCUUUCCUGAGAAGUCAGUUAGUCCAAUUGCCAGAGAAGACUGUCCUUUUGAGUGACUCAACCUGCAAACCUUCAAGAGUUUGCCGCCUGGUGCAACUGGAGCAGUGGUUGGAACUUGCAUUUGAAACAAAGUGCUGGCUUUUUUGAAGACUUGUGUAGGAACACAUUCAAAAAGCCCCUUUCUGGUUGUGAGAGAGGAAAAAAAGUAUGGAGGCCUUAUUUUCAAAAAUGUGAAAUAUAAGGCACAUUUUCACACAAAAUUUCAAAACAAAAACAAGAGGGCAUAGAUGCAAUCAUUGGGAAAUUUUCAUGCACGCUUAUUAUGUUAUUACAUACGUUUAUAUAAAAUCCAUCUCUGUGUGCUUUCUGGACUGUGAUAAGUGACGUUUUAUAGCCUGUUGUAUAGAAAAUGCAAAAUAUAUCUCUGCUCUUCAGCCAUUUUUGGUAAAUUCAAUGUUAUAAGUGUUGCUAAGUAUAGGGAGUUUUAUGACAUCAGAGCAACAAUUAUUUCAUUUGUUUUUUUUUUUUUUUGCCACCAUUAUAAAUUGCCACAAUUACUUACUUUUAUUUUUUAAAGAAAUUACAGUGUAGUGUUUAUUCUAAGGAAGAUAUGUAUGAAUGUAUAUAAAAAGACUCAGCUACUUUUUUUCUUAUAUGUACAGCCUUCAUUCUGUUGCAAUUGAGUUUUAGUACUUGUAUGAAAGGUGUGAAUUAGAAAGUCAAAUAUAUACAUAUGUAUCUUAUAAUCUUUUCUCCCUGAAAUACAUUCCCACAUACAUUCACUAUUUUCACACACACACACACACACACACACACACGAAUCCACAGCAAUCCAUCAGAUGUACUGGAAGAGCCAAACGUGCAUACAAUAGCAAAUAUUUAUUGACAUAUUGAAAAGCAGGAAGGAAGAGGGUUGUGCCAAGGUUUUGAUGACAAAUGGGGUGAUUUGCUUCAUUGAGAUCUUGCUCCCAGGUAACCCCAAGAAGAUUUUAGUCCCUAAUGAAAUGAACCUUUCCUUAUCAAAUAGAAUAUCACUGAUAUACUGCUGCAUGAAUAAGAACCAUUAUGUGGGCAGGUUUUUGGAAGCAAAAUUGAUUAAUCUACAACUUAACUCUGGCUGCUGCAAUUGAAAACUUUCUUUCUAAUAAAGUAAUAUAUAUAUUCUCUGAAUCUGAUGUGCAUGAUGAACAUUUCUGGAAAGUAAACAUUUUCUCAACUAAGAAAGUAUUUUUCAGUAAUUUUUUAUUCUGUGUUACCCAUUUAAGAAAAUCAUUCUCUGUUCAUUAUUGACUAUGUUUUAACUUUUCUGGUUUUACAUAUAUAUCAUUAAAUAUAGUUUUAGUUUAAAACAUUAAGUAGUAGAAAAGUAUAGAUUAUACACUUGUUUUUGCAUAUUAUUCAAUGAUGUUCACAGCAAUAAAUUAUUAAUAUGAGAAGGUAGUGCGAAAGCAAUGCAUUAUUACAUCGCAAGUUGAUGCUUCAGUAAAAAUUGGUUGCAUUACUUGAAUACCUUCUAAAAGAAAGAUAAUAAAUUUUGUAGAAGAGAAGAAUACCUUUACAAUUAGCUUUAAUCAGCAAAGGCAAAAAAUGCAAAACAUCUUUUGUGAUACUUUAAUUAAUGGAAAAAAACCAAGAAGUGACCUGGAUUUCAGACGUACAGCACCUUAGAAAUAUGUAUAAUUCAUAGCAAAUCACCACUAUCUAUGGUUGCCAAGUAAUUGUUGUGAAAGAAUCUUAAUGGCUUUUUAUGACCCAGAAAGUAGAAGGUAUACAAUGAAAAUUUAAUAUCCAUUACUUCUUUUCUAGAUUUUCAUUUUUUUUUAAUUUGCCGCGUUAAAGAAUUCAUGAGUCUUUUCUUUUCCCCCGUCUCAUUCAGUCUUACUCAGGGAAAGCCAGUAAAAUAAGAAGGGAAGUGUAAAACUACUGAUUUACAGCUUGAAGGGUUGUUGUUGUUUUUUUUUUUUUUUAAUUUUAAGGUUGCUUUUCUAUUUUAUCUAUUAAGCUUGAACCAGUUUCCAUCUGGAUAGAUUCUAAAAUAUAAUAGAAAAUAAAUUGAAUAAUGGUAAUUUUAAGCAGUAUAUCUAUGAAAUGUGUUGUUUGGGAUUGAUUUCAAUGUUUCUCCCCAGCAUAAAUUUUAAAGUUACAUGCAAUGAUAUAGUCUAUUAUCAGUAAGAUUAUUUCUAAUAUUAUUGGCUUACACAAACUCACUCUAGCAAAACUUAUUUUUUCUUGAAUGGAAAAAGAAAAGAGGGGAACAGAGUUAGAAGGAGAAAAUGAUUUGAAUCCCAACUAUCUUCAUACCAAACAUAUCAGGGUUCCAUGCAUAGUUUGCAGUUGAUUGAGGAUUUCACACUACUUGGCAUAAAUUUGAUUACAUCUCUAGACUGUAACUUUUCUGAUUGAUUAUGCUUCUUUUUUAUCCAUGUAAUGUGUUGCCUUUUUUAAAACAACAAGUACUACAAUAACGUGUGAAGUGGUCAAUCCCUAAGACAUCAAAGAAAGGCCACAAAACCGUACCCUUCUAGUGCUUUGUGUGAUUGGGUAUCUAAGGGGUUUUCUUCUUCUUUUUUUAUUUGUUUGUUUGUUUUUCUGUUGCAAGGCCAAUUUAUCCAUUAUUGGAAAUGCUAAGCAAGUGGAAUUUACUGUUUUGUUAAUAAAAUAUUUCUUAAUACAA